UUCCAGUUCAUCCUCGCCUGGUGGUCGUCGGUUGUGAAUGAAUUGAGAUUCUAUCGUCUUCGCCGAUUGGGUGAAUGGCUUGAAGCCUUAUCAUUAGGAAAUCCCGAGAAAGUCUUCCGUCGUGUUGGAUUCGUUCACUCUUUCGCGGUCGAUGUGGCUGCUCUAGCUUGCGCAUAUGGCUGUUGGAGUCGCGAGGUUUUGGAUAUGGUGGAUUGGUGUUACUCCUUCUUUUGACACUUCUCUCUCGAUUUCCUGACCAUGCGCCUCUACUUCUACAAUCUAUUCCAACACACUGCUGCACUCUUGUUAUACACCCCCAGUCGGCAUCUACGAAACGAAACCUAGCAGAUAGACCGUCAAUCAUACACAACGCAGCCAUGGCAGGUGGCAAAGGAGUCUCCACGUUCCCUUUGGUCCGGAUCUCGCCUCCGCAUAUCAACAUUGACCUCCACAAUUCAUUCGAUGAGGUGACCCAACGCACGGUGGAUCAGAUACUGUCAGACGAGGCAAGCUUUGAGAACAGCUUUGACGACUAUAGCGGUAGCGAUGGUAUAAACGGAGAGGAUGACAUGACACGAAGCGGGGGUGACCACACCUCGGCAGUCACCGCUGCUAGGCAAUCUGCAAACGUGGACUCGCCUUAUUUUCCAAGCAAAAAGCGCUCUAAGACCCAGAAGGCGGCACAGAGACACAUCAGUCGCAUCGACUCCAAUGACGAAGAAAACGAUACCGAGUCUAGUGCGAGUUUGGUUGGGCCUAAUGGACACACGAUCGUCGAUGAUGGCGAAACUUUGGAUGACGCCUCCGAGGAGGACAUCGUCUUCGCGUCUGUGGACCUAGAUACGAGGAUGGACCUGCUUACCUUCAUCAGCUCACACCCCUUCAUGAAAAAAGGCGAAUAUCCUGUGCUACGAUCCGCGCGACGAAAAUUCGUUCGUGAAUUACGUCGAAAGAGUCGAUCGCUUGGUAUGGAAGAGGCUGAUCUCGGAAAGCUGAUUGCAUAUGUCAAGAAGAUCUACCUUGAGCUGUAUGGGAAUGGCCAGAUGAGUCUGGAUGGUUCUGGAUUUGGCGAGGAGAUCAAGGAUGGGCAAACAAGCCCGCCGAAGUUGUCUAACAAGGACAACAAGAGGAAGCGAGGCGCCGGCAAUGAACAGGAGACAACAUCGAAACAGGAGGAAAAGAAGACUACAUCGAAGAAAAGAAAGUCGCUCGAACCCAUCACCAAUGGACACCGUAAAAAGCGUGAAGCUGAUGGACCGGACGCGAACAAUUCGACCGCGAAGCCUCCCGCGUCUCAUUCCAAGGUCAGCCGGGAAAGAACUAAAGAUGCCGCUAAGGGCAUGCCGGCAAUUACUAUUGAUCUAUGCCCGAGUGGUAACGAAAGUCCCGAGCCAGUCACCACGCAGAAUGUCCCGGUCAAAUCUCCAAUUGCUGGACAGGCCGCAGAUAGACAUAAUGAUGAGAAUCACAGACUUCCAUCACCGCCACAUUCUGAGGAAGGAUACAAACAAAGCUCUGUUGAGAAAAAGACCACUCAAUCCGAGGAGGCGAAUGCCGAAACACUCCCAUCGCAGCAAGCAUCAAUUAAAAGGUCCAUGACACUUCACUCUUCUCCCAAAUUCCCAGGCCAGCACACCAUUCGUGAUUCGGAGGACGAGGAGGACGAGGGUGAGGAGGAUAAGAAGACUGGACCAUCUCAGCCUGUUUCGGCGAAAGAUGAACUCCCCUCGGCUACGCAAGCCAAGCAGCCUGAAUCCCUGCAGAGCGAUAUAACGCAGCAUCCCGAUCGUGUGCUGUCCAAGAAAGAAAAGAAUAGAAGAAAGCGUGAUAAUCGCAAACAGCGAAAGAAGAAACAUUUUCGCGCAAGCCUUACGAGCACUGAACAUGUCGCAUUGUCGACGAGUGCAGAUGACAUUCAACAAGGCCGUGAUUCUGAAGCAAAUCAAACAGCAAAGCCCAAUACCAUAGUGGUCGAUGAUCUUUCUAUCUUGGACGAGGCAUUCUGGAAUCUGGAGGAUUUUUAGAUACCAAUGAUUCGCAAAGUUCAACCACCAGCGAUGAGGUGAGGUCGAAGUAUUUCAUCGCCCCCCAGAAAUUGAAGAAAGGGAAUGUGCAUUGCGAAGAGAGAAGAAAUACCCACUCAAAGAAUGUUCUUGAUCGGAUACCCGAAGAAACCCGAAUUCUCCUAUCUAAGCUGGAUCUUUCAUCGGAUUUCCUUUCUACUGAUUCAGACUUGAGUGAUGUACCUAGCGGUUUCGAUGAUAUUUCAUUUGAUUACUCUCUCGAUGUCUCACCUAAUCAAAUACAGCGUGCACCAGAGGCU
Aspergillus vadensis CBS 113365 is the source of this 2323-nucleotide messenger RNA. RefSeq lists its product as uncharacterized. The transcript is spliced from 2 exons. The record is from RefSeq and is a predicted model, not a curated record. NCBI's taxonomy places the organism in Eukaryota, Fungi, Ascomycota, Eurotiomycetes, Eurotiales, Aspergillaceae. The coding region runs from base 378 to 2024 and encodes 548 amino acids.